Vombatus ursinus (common wombat) is the source of this 414-nucleotide messenger RNA. RefSeq names its product cysteine-rich venom protein-like. The record is from RefSeq and is a predicted model, not a curated record. NCBI's taxonomy places the organism in Eukaryota, Metazoa, Chordata, Mammalia, Diprotodontia, Vombatidae. The transcript is spliced from 5 exons. The coding region runs from base 1 to 414 and encodes 137 amino acids. Gene Ontology annotation, cellular component: extracellular region.
AUGAAUAAUACAUCAACGAAUCAAAUUAUAGGUCCCAGUGCACCCAAGAUUGUCAACAAGUACAAUGAACUAAGAAGGAUGACAAAUCCCACUGCUAGAAACAUUCUAAAAAUGUUAAAUGUUAGUGAACUCCAGCAGGUCAGAGAACACGUCAUAGACUUUCCUGAUGUCCUUGCCAACUGUGGGGAAAAUAUCUACACGUCCACAGGCAUCAAAUCGUGGUCAGAUGUAAUUCAAGAAUUCUAUGAUGAAGUGAAAGAUUUUCUAUAUGGAUAUAGACCUACAAAAAAAGCUGUAAUUGGUCAUUACACACAGCUUGUUUGGGCAACUUCUCACCAGUUUGGCUGUGCUCUAUCCCACUGUCUCCAUAAGAAAUUCCAGUACUUCUAUGUAUGUCAUUAUUGCCCAGUAUAA